This is a messenger RNA of Camellia sinensis, 3374 nucleotides long. Lineage: Eukaryota; Viridiplantae; Streptophyta; Magnoliopsida; Ericales; Theaceae. The record is from RefSeq and is a predicted model, not a curated record.
UUGUAUAUAUAGAUAUAGCUAACUUGGAUGAUGUGCUCACAGAAUCCAAAUAUAAAGUAGAAGAUGGUUUCAGUGCUUACAAUAUUGUUUACCAUACUAAUAUGCUUUGGAGCAGGAGGAAUUGAAGCACAAACUGGACGUAUCGCUGAUGAUGAAAUGAAUGCUCUUCAUGAAAUAGCUGAGCAAGUGGGUAAAAAAGACUGGGACUUUAAUCAGACGAAUUGUGAUGAAAACGGGAACUGGGGCAAAACAGCAUUUGUCCAACCAACAUAUAACAAUACUGUCAACUGCACCUGCUCUUCUGGUGUAUGUCACUUCACUGCCAUAUUUCUUAAAGGGCAGGAUCUUUCUGGUGUGCUUCCACGAUCGUUGGCGAAGUUACCCUACCUCAAAACUGUUGAUUUCACUCGCAACUAUCUUAAUGGAACGAUACCACCUGAAUGGGCUUCUAUCAAGUUGGAAUAUUUGUCUGUCACUGUGAAUCGCUUAUCAGGACCAAUCCCGAAUUACUUGGGAAACAUUACCAGUCUCAUCUAUAUGAGCUUGGAAAACAAUAUGUUUUAUGGAACUGUGCCAGCAGAGCUUGGAAAUCUGGUCAACUUAAAGAAUCUCAUUCUUAGUGCUAACAAUCUCAUCGGAGAGUUGCCAAAGGAGCUCAAUAAUCUGACAAAUUUGACAGAACUUAGGCUGAGCAGCAACAACUUCACUGGAAAGUUACCCAGUUUCCAGAGUUGGAAACAGCUACAAAAAUUAGAGCUUCAAGCAAGUGGUUUUGAAGGCCCUAUUCCUCCUAGCAUUUCUCUCUUGCAUAAUUUAACUGAACUAAGGAUUAGCAACUUGAAUGGAUGGGAUUCACAAUUUCCACUGCUAGAAAAUAUGUCUGAAAUGAGCAUGUUGAUGUUAUGUAACUGUAACAUAUCCGGGUUAAUACCAAAGUACCUCACGACAAUGCGGAAAUUGAAAUAUUUAGACCUCAGCUUCAACAGGUUGGAAGGAACUGUUCCAAAAUUUGAAGGACCCAACGAUUUGCAUUUCAUGUGGUUGACAAGAAACAAACUUGGUGGGCUUUUACCGGACUGGAUCAAGACGAGGACUACAUUUUACCCAAUAGAUCUUUCUUAUAAUAACUUUUCUGAGAUCUCUCAGCCAUCACUUUGUAAAAGCACCCUAAACUUAUUCAGAAGCUUUUUUAGUGGGAAGAAGGAAUUUGCUGACUGCAUGACAGCUUGUCAAAGUAAGCAGUAUUCAUUGCAUAUAAAUUGUGGUGGAGCAAGAACCACAGUUGGAAACAUCAUAUAUGAAGCAGAUGAAGACGCAGGAAGUCCAGCAGAAUUUUUUCCAGUAUCACCGAAUUGGGGAACUAGUACUACUGGACUCUUUUGGGAUACUGGCGAAAAUGGGACCUAUGUUGCCACAAAUAAAUCAAUUAUCACAAUGGAUGACUCUCAGUUGUACACAAAUGCUCGACUCUCUCCUUUGUCUCUUACUUACUAUGGGCAUUGCUUAGCAAAUGGGAAAUAUACAGUUACACUUCAUUUUGCUGAGAUAAUAUUCAGAAACAACCAAUCGUUUCAAAGUCUUGGAAGACGCAUAUUUGAUGUUUAUAUCCAGGAUGUACUGGUUUUGUCGGAUUUUAAUAUAGAAAAUGUUGCACAUGGGGUUGAUAAGGCAGUGGUUCAAAGGUUCACUACACUUGUGAAGAAUAAUACUAUAGAGAUUCGCUUUUAUUGGGCAGGGAAAGGAACAAGAGCUGUCCCCACUAAAGGAAAUUAUGGUCCUCUCAUAUCAGCUAUUUCUGUGGAAUCUAAUUUCAAGCCUCCUCUAAAAAAGAAAACGAAGAUAUUCAUUAUAGUUGGAGUUGUGGCUUUAUUAUUGUGCCUCAUUUUUAUAAUUCUGUUUACUUUUUGGUGGAAAGGCCGCUCAAGAAGCAAUAUGUCAAGGGAACAAGAUCUAAGAGGAUUGGAGUUGCAAACUGGCUUAUUUACAUUCAGAAUAAUACAAGAUGCAACUAACAACUUUGACGAAGCAAAUAAAAUUGGGGAAGGUGGUUUUGGAUCUGUCUAUAAGGGUGUUUUAUUAGAUGGCACAGUGAUUGCAGUUAAGCAACUUUCUUCCAAAUCAAAGCAAGGAAAUCGUGAAUUUGUUAAUGAGAUAGGAAUGAUCUCUGGUUUGCAGCACCCAAAUCUAGUAAGAUUGUACGGUUGUUGUAUUGAAAGGGAUCAACUACUCUUGGUAUAUGAAUACAUGGAAAAAAAUAGCCUUGCCCGAGCUUUGUUUGGUCCAAAGGAAUGCCAAUUGGAAUUGGAUUGGCCUACCAGAGUUAGAAUUUGUAUUGGCAUAGCAUUCCUGCAUGAGGAAUCGAGACUGAAAAUUGUUCACAGAGAUAUCAAGGCUACCAAUAUACUACUUGAUGUGGAUCUUAAUCCUAAGAUCUCUGACUUUGGUUUGGCCAAGCUUGAUGAAGAUGAGAACACCCACAUUAGCACCAGAAUUGCUGGAACUAUAGGGUACAUGGCACCAGAAUAUGCAUUAUGGGGUCACUUAUCCCAUAAAGCAGAUGUUUAUAGUUUUGGGAUUGUCGCGUUGGAAAUUAUUGCUGGAAAGAACAACAUGAAAUAUCGUGCUAUUGAAAAUUAUGUUUGUCUACUUGAUUGGGCACUUGCUUUACAAAAUAAAGGAAAUUUAGUAGAGUUGAUGGAUCCAAAGUUGGGUUCCAAUUUCAACGAGGAGGAAGCAAUAAAAAUUCUUAAAGUAGCUUUAUCUUGCACUAAUCCAUCUUCGGUGGUUAGGCCGACCAUGUCUGCAGUAGUAAGAAUGCUUGAAGGUGAUAUAUGCGUCGAAGAACUGAUGAUGGAUCAAAGUGAAUAUGGUGAUGACUUUAGGUUCAAAUCCCUUAGAGACAAAUACUAUGAGCUGCAACGCCAGAACUCAAGUGAAGGCCAAACCCUCAUUGAUUUAUCAGAAACAGCACGAAAUGGCUCGUCCUCUACAACUUCUCAUGAUCUCUACCCGAUUAGUCUUGAUUCUCAUUAAUGAAAUCCAACUUGGAACGUGUCAUGGUGGCUUCAUUACUCUGCAAGCAUUACAUGCAUUGUUUUUUUAAUUUUGGUUGAAGAAUUUCAUUCUCUUGUUUUUUUAUGUUUCAAAUGUUUAAUGUUUGAUGUUUUGGUGAUUGUUAGUCUUUCGGUAAUUUUGUCAUAUGUUUUCAGGUCAUGUGAUUUGUUUUUAGAUUGUAGAAUUUUGUUUUGGUUGUGUGGUUGUAUUGUUGUUGAAGUUCUACAAGUGAAGAAAAGUUGAAACAUAGAAAAUGUUGGGUAUACUUCCUUAGUGGAGUAUGAGACUCAAUUGGUUUAUUAAAAUAUUUGGUUUGAUUU